Glycine soja is the source of this 2992-nucleotide messenger RNA. RefSeq names its product phosphatidylinositol 4-phosphate 5-kinase 7-like. The transcript is spliced from 11 exons. The coding region runs from base 589 to 2904 and encodes 771 amino acids. Gene Ontology annotation, biological process: phosphatidylinositol metabolic process. Gene Ontology annotation, molecular function: ATP binding; 1-phosphatidylinositol-4-phosphate 5-kinase activity. The record is from RefSeq and is a predicted model, not a curated record. Lineage: Eukaryota; Viridiplantae; Streptophyta; Magnoliopsida; Fabales; Fabaceae.
UUUAUUUACAUACAUGCAUAUAUACUAGUGGAAAUUUAUUUAUGCUAAAUAUCUGAAACUUUACUAAUUAAAUGUGUUUGACGACCAAAAAACUCUUUGAAAAAGAAUCUAGCUACGUGAUAUUCGAUAUAUGAGGAAUCCUGAAACUUUGCUUGAUUAAAUUUUUAUGGUGGCACAUGGCAGGGUAGUUGUCGGCUUGAGAAUGGAUAAAAGCAUAUCUGACAAGGAUCAGGGAGCUCUUGUAGAAGGUUUUGAUUUUUGUUUGCCAGAGGUUUUGAUUCAUGGGUGGUUCUUCUGAGUUUGAGACAGAGUUGUACUUUGGACAGAUAUAUAAAAUACUGAUCUUCACUCCUUCCUUCCAAGCUAUUUUAAAACUCUAGAGGAUCAGAAUCUAAAGAUAUGAGAGAAUAGAAGACCCAGAUUAUCGUUGAGAUUCACUAUGAUGUUUGCGUAUGCCCCAGAGUUCAUCAUUGGCAAUAACGUUGUAAGGCUGGUGAAAGGGGAGAUGGAUUUCCUUAUCACAGAACUGAGUGACAUGUUUAACCUUUAAAUAAAAAAGUGAUCUAGAUCAGAGAAAGGCUGCAGUUCAUGGAAGAUAGUGGAAGGUUUGAUGAGAAGUCCUUUUCAAAUGGGGAUGUCUACAUAGGUAUGAUCAAGGGCAUAGUGCCUCAUGACAAGGGAAAGUACACAUGGUCAGAUGGAACGGUAUAUGAGGGCGAUUGGGAAGGCGAGAAAAUGACAGGAAAGGGACUGAUUGUGUGGUCAUCAGGAGCACAAUAUGAGGGUGAAAUCUCUGGAGGUUACCUACAUGGUUAUGGAACACUUACAACAUCUGCUGGGUGCAUUUAUAGAGGAGGAUGGAGGAUGAAUGCUCAGCAUGGGAUUGGACGGAAGCAGUAUUCCAAUUCUGAUGUUUUUGAGGGUUUAUGGAAAGAAGGAGUUCCUGAAGGGAGUGGCAGGUAUACUUGGAAUAAUGGAAAUAUGUAUGUUGGGAAUUGGAAAAACGGGAAAAUAUAUGGUCGAGGGGUUAUGAAGUGGGUUAAUGGUGAUACUUUUGAUGGUUUAUGGUUAAAUGGGCUUAUGCAUGGAACAGGAGUUUAUAGAUUUGGAGAUGGGGGCCUUUAUAUUGGGACAUGGAAUAAAGGCUUAAAGGAUGGAAAAGGAGUAUUCUAUCCUGCAGGUAGUAAACAUCCAUCCUUAAAAAAGUUGCAUAGCCCUCGUGAUAGUGAUCAUAACGGUUUCUUGUUGAAUGUAGAAAAACAAGAGGCUCCAAAAGCCAGAGUUAAGCGUAGCCUUUCUGAAAACAUGCCGGUCAUUAGUAGAUUCAAAAGUUUCCGUCAAAUAUCUCACAGGACUUCAUCAUUGAAAAUAAAUUUGAUCCGUAGUGAUUCUGCUCAAGAUUGUGUAUGUCAUGAUUCUUCUCUUACAUUAUCCAAUGCGUUGGAUGGAGAUCAAUCUGAGGCAUCGGGUGAAAGUACUUUGGUUUAUGAAAGGGAAUAUGUACAAGGAGUUCUAAUUAUGGAGAGAAUUUGUGAGUGCUCUGAGUCAUCACGUGAAAAGAAACAGCAAAAUAAGUUUAGUGUGAAGCAAGUAAAGAAGAGUUCAUGUUUGGACAUUUUUGAAGGCCGGCGAAGCUAUUAUCUUAAGCUUAAUUUGCAGCUUGGCAUCAGGUAUACCGUUGGCAAAAUUACACCAGUGCCUGCACGCGAAGUUCGAUCAUCUGAUUUUGGGGAUCGAGCAAGAAUAAGGAUGUACUUCCCAAGGGCUGGUUCAAAGCUUACUCCUCCGCAUAGUUCAAUAAACUUCUACUGGAAAGAUUAUUGCCCUAUGGUCUUCAGGAAUUUGAGAGAGAUGUUCAAGUUAGAUGCUGCAGAGUACAUGAUGUCCAUUUGUGGAGAUAGUGGUCUAAGGGACUUGUCUUCUCCCGGAAAAAGUGGCAGCAUUUUCUAUCUUUCUAAAGAUGAUAGAUUUGUGAUAAAGACUGUGAAUAAAUCUGAACUAAAGGUUCUGCUCAGUAUGCUUCCUAAAUAUUACCGUCAUGUAGGAGAUCAUGAAAAUACUCUUAUAACAAAAUUCUUCGGGCUCCAUCGGAUAACAUUAAGAGGUGGAAAAAAGGUGCGUUUUGUGGUCAUGGGGAAUGUGUUUUGCACAGAACUACAAAUCCACCGCCGAUAUGAUCUGAAAGGGUCUAAACAAGGAAGAUAUACAAACAAUGAUAAAAUCAAUUGCAACACAACAUUGAAAGAUCUUGAUCUAAAAUAUGAGUUUCACAUGGAUAAAAAAUUGCGAGAAUCCCUACUCAAGCAAAUUUCCCUAGAUUGCAAGUUCUUGGAGUCUCAGCAUAUAAUUGAUUACAGCCUUCUGUUGGGAUUACAUUUCCGAGCUCCAGAGAAUAUGAAGGCCUUCGUGGAACAUCAUGAAUCAGUGCAGCGUCAGGAGAGUUUACCUUCUGGAGAUGAAGGGCAGCUCUUGAUUCUUCCUAAAGGCUUGCUGUUAGUUUCCCAUGAACCGAGUAUAGUCAACACGGCUCCUGGACCCCACAUUAGAGGGAACACAUUGAGAGCAUACUCCAUGGGUGAUAAUGAAGUUGAUCUUCUACUUCCCGGUAUUGCAAGGUUGCGGGUGCAGCUUGGAGUAAACAUGCCAGCUCAAGCUACUCGCAGGCUUCAGGAGGAUAAGGAUAAGGUGGAGGCAAAAGAAGUAGAGCUUUUUGAGGUAUAUGAUGUUGUCCUCUACAUGGGCGUAAUUGAUAUAUUGCAGAACUAUAAUCUGAGAAAGAAAAUUGAGCAUGCAUACAAAUCGCUGCAAUUUGACCCUAUGACAAUAUCAGUAGUUGAACCCAAGAUUUAUGAUGAACGUUUCAUCAAAUUUUUAGAGGAAAAAGUUUUCCCCAAGACCCCCUGAUUUUAUUUUUCUCCCGUACGUCACUUCUUGGCUUAAUCCUUCUAUGUAAUUAUUUGUUUCAAAUCAAAGGAAGAUUGUUUUUUUUACA